Hibiscus syriacus is the source of this 2420-nucleotide messenger RNA. RefSeq lists its product as uncharacterized. The transcript has a single exon. The coding region runs from base 1820 to 2188 and encodes 122 amino acids. Gene Ontology annotation, molecular function: nucleic acid binding; RNA-DNA hybrid ribonuclease activity. The record is from RefSeq and is a predicted model, not a curated record. Lineage: Eukaryota; Viridiplantae; Streptophyta; Magnoliopsida; Malvales; Malvaceae.
GUUAAAUGGGGUCCCGGGUACCAGAUUUCAGCCUGAAAGUGGCUUAUGUCAAAGGGGAUCCUCUAAGCCCCUACUUGUUUUUGAUUUGCAGUGAAGGGUUAUCAUCUCUUAUCCUCAUGCUGUUUCAGUUGGUAGGUUUCAGGGGGUGAAAAUUAAUAGGUAUGCCCCUUCGAUUUCUCAUCUAUUCUUUGAUGAUGACAACCUGAUCUUUGAGGAGGCUAAGGAAGAGGUAACAGGCCAUUUAAAAGUAUUACUUCGAAUUUAUGGUAAGUGCUCGGGUCAAGUUAUUAAUUUUGAUAAAUCUGGAGUAUUUUUCAACUCAAAUGCCCAUGACGAGAACAGAAGCGAUGUGAGACACAUCCUUGAGGUUUCUAACUCUUUUGACUCGGAGAAGUACCUGGGCCUUUUGACGAUUGUUUGCCGAAAUAAAUGAGCAGCGUUUGCACAAAUUUACGACAGAUUCCACGUGCAUAUUCGCAGUUGGAGUGUUAGAGUGCUAUCUCAAGGUGGCAAGGAUGUGUUUAUGCUGUCAGUUCUACAAGGUCUGCUGAUUUACGCUAUGAAUGUAUUCUUAUUGCCGAAAAGUACGUGCAAAGAGUUUGAAAGAAUAAUGGCUCGUUUGUGGUGGCGUAGAGCAAAAAACAGAAAUAACAUUCACUGGUGUAAGUGAGAGGCCUUAAGUCUACCAAAAGGUUGUGGAGGUUUGGGGCAUAGGGACAUGGUAAAGUUUAAUAUAACCCUAUUAGCUAAGCAAGGAUGGAGACUUUUGGCAAACCCAUCGUCGCUCGUGGGCAGACUUCUACGCGCCAAUUACUUUCCGAGUAUAUAUUUUCUUCAUUCAAGGUUGGGUUCUUCCCAUCUUUUAUUUGGAGUAUCUGGAGUGCGCGGGGUCUUUUAGGAAUGGGCUUGCGUUGGAGUGUGGGAUCAGGCACGAGCAUUUCGGUUUGGAAUGAUUAUUGAUUGCCAAACAGAGUGCCAUGCCGAGUGGAAUCCAGUUCUAACCCAGAAGUCACUUGGGUGGCGGAUUUGAUAGAUCCAGUACCAAAAGGGUGGAACGUAGAAUUGAUAUCUCGACUGUUUAUGGUGAAAGUGGUUAACCAAAUUCUGAGCUUACCAUUAUCUGCCUACCCUUUAGAAGAUGUGCGGGUCUGGAGUGCUGAAAAGUCUGGACUUUUUACUGUUCGAAGCGCAUACAUAUUACUAUUGCCAAAUAAUCCUAUUUCCACUACAGAGUCGGCCGUUUUUCAAGCUAUCUGGGCUAGUUCAUGUCAACGUAAAAUUCAACUGCAAGCGUGGAAAUUUGAUCAUAACUAUGUGCCCUCUUUACUGAAUUUGUGUGUUCGAAGAUUAGUGAAUAAUCCUAUUGCUCCUACGUAUGGUUCUGGUGUGGAAUCAGAUAUUGCACGUGCUCAGAUAUUGCACUUUGGCUCUUCAAGUGUGGGUUGAUCUACAGGUUUCUUGGCCCUCUGCAGUAUCGGAGUUGGGUGUUACUGAUUGGUUGCAUUGGUUAUUUAGUAAUAUUCAUACUAAUUUGCAUCCAUUUAUCUUGGUUACAAUGUGGUCACUCUGGUAUGCAAGAAAUGUACGCUAUCAUCAAGGUAAAGACAUAUCAAGAACCGACCUUACCACAAUGAUUCGGUCUCAGUGUCGUGACUAGUCCUCGGCGAAGCGUCUGUUGGAAGCACCGACUCGGCAUAUUGUUCAUCGGUGGCAGCCCCCAUCAGCUCCAGCAGUAAAGGUUAAUUUUGAUGCCAGAUUUUUACAUGCACAAAGCCAAUCGUGGUCAGGGGUUGUGAUUCGAGAUUCUGAUGGAAAUAUAAUGGCUGCAUGUAGAAGAUGGGUUAUGAGAGUUACCUCGGUGUUUCAGGCGGAGGCGACGGCAGCGUUGCAUGCGGUGCAGUUGGCUCUGGGCAUGGGUUUCCAAGAAGUGGUUGUUGAAGGGGAUUCGAAGAGCAUCAUUGAAAAGCUUUCAACACCGAGGAGGGAUUGUUCGGAGGUUGGUGCACUGGUCUGGGAUGUCCAACGCAGAUCGGAGCGCUUCAGAUCAUGCAGUUUUCUCUUUACCCCGAGAGAUAGCAAUUUGGCGGCCCACAUCCUUGCAGCCGAGGAAAGAUUUGGAACCACUGAGCGAGUGAACGUUUCUGGGUGGAGGAAGCCCCAUGGUCAGUCGAGCACCAGGCGGCCGUAGAUCGCAGGUGGAUCGAUCCGCCUUGAAGAUUUCAAUCCAGUCCGUUGUUGCAGAGAAGAGGCUCCAUUUUAAGUGUUUCCUCUUGUUCCUGUUCGCAUCAUUGAUAAUUCUUAGUUUCGAGAAAGAAAUUGAAAGGCCAGCAGUUUCCCUUUCGUUUUGUUGGAUUGCUUUUUUAGUUUGCCGCGUUUUGUCUGUUCGAGGGACCAUUAUGCUUUACAGCUGGUCCCUUCGG